Zychaea mexicana is the source of this 969-nucleotide messenger RNA. RefSeq lists its product as uncharacterized. The coding region runs from base 1 to 969 and encodes 322 amino acids. The transcript is spliced from 7 exons. The record is from RefSeq and is a predicted model, not a curated record. Gene Ontology annotation, cellular component: cytosol; nucleus. Gene Ontology annotation, molecular function: ubiquitin binding. NCBI's taxonomy places the organism in Eukaryota, Fungi, Mucoromycota, Mucoromycetes, Mucorales, Lichtheimiaceae. Gene Ontology annotation, biological process: proteasome-mediated ubiquitin-dependent protein catabolic process; Golgi organization; autophagosome assembly.
AUGGCAAACCGCGAUGAACUAAUUCAGGAAUUUGUUGACACAACUGGUGCUUCCACUGAACAAGCGCAAUUCUUUUUAGAAAUGGCUGGUUGGGAACUUAAGGUUGCCGUAAACCAGUUUUAUGAGUUUGGUGAAGGUAUUGGUGCUAGUCCUUCAAAAGACACUGGUGCUGCUUCUGCUGGCACUGGCGAACAAACAUUGGGUGGUACGCCCAUGGCGCAAGGUGGUUCUUCUUCUUCCUCCAAAGUGCGUACACUUAGCGAUCUAGGAGGUGGCGAUCACGAUGACGAAUCCGAUGACGAUCAGCAUCAAAACUUCUUCGCAGGCGGCGAAAAAUCAGGCGGACCUGCGCCUGAAGAAGAGGCAAGCAGCAGCGCACCCAAGCCUAACUACUUUAAAGGAUCUGGUUAUAAACUUGGAAGCGAAGAAGAGCCAUCAUCAGUCAUCAAUCAAACAGCGCCUAGUGAUGAAGACGAAGAUGAUUCACUUGAGCCAGUUACUCGGUAUUUGACUUUUUGGCGUGAUGGAUUCAGCGUGGAUGAUGGCCAAUUAUACCGUUACGAUGAUCCUGCCAAUCAAACGAUGCUUACAGCUAUAAACAGCGGACGCGCACCACUUUCUUUGUUGAACGUUCGUCAUGGCCAACCUGUUGAUGUACGCGUAUCACGUCGUCAGGAUGAAGAUUAUGUGCCACCUCCCAAGGCACCACCAAAACCAUUCGAAGGAGCUGGUAAUCGAUUGGGCAGCCCAGCCGCUGGGUCGUCGUCAGAACAAAGCGGCAGCACACCGGGCGCAUUCCCAUCAUCAUCGUCAUCUGGAGCAGCCGCAUCAUCCGAGGCACCUGUCACAGUCGAUGAAUCACAACCGACAACAUCUUUACAAAUCCGUCUUGGCGAUGGAUCAAGAUUGAUCGCAAAGUUUAAUCAUACACAUACUGUUGGUGACGUUCGUCGAUACAUUGAUGCGUAA